Messenger RNA from Coniosporium apollinis CBS 100218, 1200 nucleotides. RefSeq lists its product as uncharacterized. The coding region runs from base 1 to 1200 and encodes 399 amino acids. NCBI's taxonomy places the organism in Eukaryota, Fungi, Ascomycota, Dothideomycetes. The record is from RefSeq and is a predicted model, not a curated record. The transcript has 2 exons. Gene Ontology annotation, cellular component: endoplasmic reticulum. Gene Ontology annotation, biological process: sterol biosynthetic process.
AUGGACGACGACGACCACCACGGCCCCCCAAUCCUCAAGCCCCUCCCCCGCCGGGCCUUCGAAAUCACACCCGCAUCCGCCGACACCUCUAUGCCAGCAACACCUCGCUCUACUUCCGACUUCGCCUCCCAAGUCAACGCUCGUCUGCACGCCUCCACCGCAGCAACAGAUGGCGGCCCACCCUCCCGCACCCGCUCCAUCCUCAACCUCACCUCGUCGACCCUCUUCGGCAUAUACCAGCCCACGGGCUACGAUAACGUCCGCGACUCAGAACCCGCAACGCCGUGGGGCACAGGCGCCGAGACGCCCUCGCGGCGAGAGAGCCUCGAGACGGAGAAGAGACCUAUACUCAGUGGUGUGCCUGCGCGGAAUGCACGACCGUCGCUCGGAAGGAUAACGAGUCACCAGCCGCACCAGCAUGGCGCGCGUCGUGGACGGUGGAAAGACUGGCUCAGCCGCGCGGCGAGGAUACUCGCGCUGUUUGUUAUUGGCAUGGCGUAUGGGGUCAUAGUGUCGCAUUUGCAUGAUAACCAGCACAUCGCGCCUGUGAGGAUGGAACUGAGGAUUGCGAGGACCAGCUGGACUUAUUUGGCGUUUUGGGGCGUUGCAGGGGUGGCCCUGGGGAGUGCGUUGCCGUGGGUGGAUUGGAUGUGGGAGGGAGAUGGUGGGGAGGGUGGCAUCAGGCUUGAUGGGGAAGAUGGGGGAUCAGAGAUGGAUAUGGUCAAGGGGGCUGAAGAGUCGGAUUGGAAUCCCGUGGUUAGGAGUAUCGGAGCUUUUGUGGGGAUUGCAUACGCGAUUCGCAAACUCCCCUGGCAAUCCACCCUCCAAGUCUCCCUAACCCUCGCCCUCGUAAACCCCGUCCUGUGGUACCUCAUCGACCGCUCGCGCCCCGGCUUCGCGCUCUCCUCCCUCGUCGGUCUCGCCGGCACAACCGCCCUGCUCUUCACGAACCCGGACAUCGUGCCCUCGCCCGCUGCCCCGCUGGCAGAGAGCAGCAAAACAUACAACGCCUCUCGCGGGACGGCGAGUGCGACGGGGACGACGGUGGGGAAAGAGGAACUGCUGCUGGGGGGAAUGGUUAGCUAUGAGAGUGUGGGGGUUGCGACGUGGAUUUUGAGCGUGCUGUUUUGUAGCUGUGUUUGCUUUGGGAAUAUUGGGAGGAGGUUGGCAGGGGGGCCGGGCAGGCGUGCUGGACGGUGA